CCGGGCCGCCCGCGCCGCCCGGGCCCCGCGGCUGCCGCAGCAUUCCCGGGAAGGACAGAAUGACUGACAACAUGAAGGAGUGCCUGGCCCAGACCAAGGCGGCUGUGGGGGAUAUGGUGACUGUGGUGAAGACCGAGGUCUGCUCCCCACUCCGAGACCAGGAGUAUGGCCAGCCCUGCUCUAGGAGACCAGACCCCUCACCCAUGGAAGUGGAGCCCAAGAAACUGAAGGGGAAGCGUGAGCUCAUCAUGCCCAAAAGCUUCCAGCAAGUGGACUUCUGGUUCUGCGAGUCCUGCCAGGAGUACUUUGUGGAUGAGUGCCCGAACCACGGUCCCCCAGUGUUUGUGUCCGACACGCCAGUGCCCGUGGGCAUCCCAGACAGGGCUGCCCUCACCAUCCCGCAGGGCAUGGAGGUGGUCAAGGAAGCCAGUGGGGAGAAUGACGUGCGAUGCAUAAAUGAGGUCAUCCCCAAGGGCCACAUCUUCGGCCCCUAUGAGGGGCAGAUCUCCACCCAGGACAAAUCAGCUGGCUUCUUCUCCUGGCUGAUUGUGGACAAGAAUAACCGCUACAAGUCUAUAGAUGGGUCAGACGAGACUAAAGCCAACUGGAUGAGGUACGUGGUCAUCUCCCGGGAGGAGAGGGAGCAGAACCUGCUGGCCUUCCAGCACAGCGAGCACAUCUACUUCCGAGCGUGCCGGGAUAUCCGGCCUGGGGAACGGCUCCGGGUCUGGUACAGCGAGGACUACAUGAGGCGUCUACACAGCAUGUCCCAGGAAACCAUCCACCGCAAUCUGGCCAGAGGAGAGAAGAGGUUGCAGAGGGAGAAGUCUGAGCAGGCUCUGGAUAACCCAGAAGACCUGAGGGGUCCCAUUCAGCUCCCCGUGUUGAGACAGGGCAAAAGUCCGUACAAGCGUGGCUUUGACGAGGGGGACGCACACCCCCAGGCCAAGAAGAAGAAGAUUGACCUCAUUUUCAAGGAUGUGUUGGAGGCUUCACUGGAGUCUGCAAAGGCGGAAGCUCGUCAGUUGGCUUUGAGCACCUCGCUGGUCAUCAGGAAGGUCCCCAAGUACCAGGACGAUGCCUACAGUCGGUGUGCAAUGAGCGUGUCCCAUGGCGUGCAGAAUGUCAGCCGGACCCCGGGGGAAGGGGACUGGAAGAUCCCGCAGGGGGCUUCCAAGGAGCCAGGCCCGUUGGAGGAUGAAGAGGAGGAGCCUUCGUCCUUCAAGGCCGACAGUCCCGCAGAGGCCUCCCUUGCAUCCGACCCUCACGAGCUUCCCACCACCUCCUUUUGCCCUAACUGUAUCCGCCUAAAGAAGAAGGUCCGGGAACUCCAGGCCGAACUAGACAUGCUUAAGUCCGGGAAGCUUCCCGAGCCCCCCGUAUUGCCAACACAGGUACUGGAGCUCCCAGAGUUCUCGGACCCUGCAGCUUCGGAGAGCCUGGUCUCCGGCCCCGCCCUCAUGGAGGACGACGACCAGGAGGUCGAUUCUGCCGACGAGUCCGUGUCCAACGACAUAAUGACCGCCGCCGAUGAGCCCUCCAAACUGUCCUCCGCCAGCGGGCGCCGCAUCCGCCGCUUCAAGCAGGAGUGGCUGAAGAAGUUCUGGUUCCUGCGGUACUCCCCGACCCUCAACGAGAUGUGGUGCCACGUAUGCCGCCAGUACACCGUGCAGUCGUCCCGCACGUCGGCCUUCAUCAUCGGCUCCAAGCAGUUCAAGAUCCACACCAUCAAGCUGCACAGCCAGAGCAACCUGCACAAGAAGUGUCUGCAGCUGUACAAGCUGCGGAUGCACCCCGAGAAGACGGAGGAGAUGUGCCGCAACAUGACCCUGCUCUUCAACACCGCCUACCACCUGGCGCUCGAGGGCCGGCCCUACCUGGACUUCCGGCCGCUGGCCGAGCUCCUGCGCAAGUGCGAGCUCAAGGUGGUGGACCAGUACAUGAACGAGGGCGACUGCCAGAUCCUCAUUCACCACAUCGCGCGCGCGCUGCGCGAGGACCUGGUGGAGCGCGUCCGCCAGUCGCCCUGCCUCAGCAUCAUCCUGGACGGGCAGAGCGACGACCUGCUGGCCGACACGGUGGCCGUCUAUGUCCAGUACACCAGCAGCGACGGCCCCCCGGCCACCGAGUUCCUGUCCCUGCAGGAGCUGGGCUUCUCCAGCACCGAGAGCUACCUGCAGGCGCUCGACCGGGCCUUCUCGGCCCUGGGCAUCCGACUGCAGGACGAGAAGCCCACCGUGGGCCUGGGCAUCGACGGGGCCAACGUCACGGCCAGCCUGCGCGCCAGCAUGUUCAUGACCAUCCGCAAGACGCUGCCCUGGCUGCUGUGCUUGCCCUUCAUGGUGCACCGGCCCCACCUGGAGAUCCUGGACGCCAUCAGUGGCAAGGAGCUGCCCUGCCUGGAGGAGCUGGAGAACAACCUGAAGCAGUUGCUGAGUUUCUACCGGUACUCGCCGCGCCUCAUGGGCGAGCUGCGGUCCACGGCGUCCACCCUGUGCGAGGAGACGGAGUUCCUGGGGGACAUCCGCGCCGUGAGGUGGAUCAUCGGGGAGCAGAACGUCCUCAACGCCCUCAUUAAAGACUACCUGGAGGUGGUGGCCCACCUCAAGGACGUCAGCAGCCAGACGCAGCGGGCCGACGCGUCGGCCAUCGCGCUGGCCCUGCUUCAGUUCCUCAUGGAUUACCAGUCCAUCAAGCUCAUCUACUUCCUCCUGGACGUGAUCGCCGUGCUCUCGCGCCUGGCCUACGUCUUCCAGGGCGAGUACCUCCUGGUGUCUCAGGUGGACGACAAGAUUGAGGAGGCCAUCCAGGAGGUCAGCCGCCUGGCCGACUCCCCCGGCGAGUACCUGCAGGAGUUCGAGGAGAACUUCCGAGAGAGCUUCAACGGGAUCGCCAUGAAGAACCUCAGGGUGGCCGAGGCCAAGUUCCAGUCCGUCAGGGAGAAGAUCUGCCAGAAGACCCAGGUGAUCCUGGCUCAGAGGUUUGAUUCCCGCAGCCGGAUCUUCGUGAAGGCCUGCCAGGUGUUCGACCUGGCCGCCUGGCCCAGGAACAGCGAGGAGCUCCUGAGCUACGGCAAGGAGGACAUGGUGCAGAUAUUCAAUCACCUGGAGGCCAUCCCGACCUUCUCCCGGGAUGUCUGCAGGGAGGGGCUGGACCCCCGGGGCAGCCUGCUGAUGGAGUGGCGGGAGCUCAAGGCGGAUUACUAUACCAAAAAUGGCUUCAAAGACCUGAUCGGCCACAUCUGCAAGUACAAACAGCGCUUCCCGCUCUUGAACAAGAUCAUCCAGGUCCUCAAAGUCCUCCCCACGUCCACUGCCUGCUGCGAGAAAGGCCGUAACGCCCUGCAGCGAGUCCGCAAAAACCACCGCUCCCGCCUGACCCUGGAGCAGCUCAGUGACCUGCUGACCAUCGCUGUGAACGGCCCGCCGAUCGCCAACUUCGACGCCAAGCGAGCCCUGGACAGCUGGUUCGAGGAGAAGUCCGGCAACAGUUACGCGUUGUCCGCCGAGGUCCUCAGCAGGAUGUCGGUGCUGGAGCAGAAGCCCGUGCUGCAGACCGUGGACCACGGGUCCGAGUUUUACCCAGACAUCUAGGGGGCCGGCGACCCAGAGUUCACUAAGCUAUUGAAU
Molecule: messenger RNA, 3629 nt
Organism: Enhydra lutris kenyoni (northern sea otter)
Lineage: Eukaryota; Metazoa; Chordata; Mammalia; Carnivora; Mustelidae
Product: zinc finger protein 862-like
Exons: 8
Coding region: 60-3593 (1177 amino acids)
Molecular function (GO): protein binding
Source: RefSeq, a predicted model, not a curated record